UUAUGAAGCCAAAGGAGGAACACAGCACACUUCCAUGUUUAUGACGGCGCUAGUGGUGCGCGUGAUCCAGAGUUUUACCGCAGAUCAGUCGGAAACCGCUGUGGUCAAAGAGUCUGACGAGCAGCAGGUGAAAACUUCUAACGGGCAAAUCACAGAAGCUAACGCUAUCCGCGCUUAUGAAUCAGCAGUCGCCACCGCAAGUGACUUUCUGUCCAAGUUCUUCCGAAAAGCAAGCACUAAGCAAGAAGGCGAAGUUUCUAUCAAGGAAAUCUUCAUGAACUUUCUGGAAGACCUAUUAAGCCUGCUCAACAUCCCCGAAUGGCCUGCAGCUGAUAUGCUACUUUCUCGUAUGGUGCUGAUCAUGUUCGAUACGUUAUCGGGUACUAAAGUCGACGCCAUGGCGCGAGGGUUUGCGUUGGACUGCAUCGGAACCAUUGCUAAGCAACUCAAAGCACAGACAGAUGGGGUCUCAGUGGCGGCGCUUAUGGAGAUUAUCCGUGAACGACAGGCCACUUCAGAGUCUACGGAAGACGAGUUAGCGCACUGUGUGUGCGGUAAGGGAUACUCAGGUGAAUUUAUGUUGGAAUGUGACGGCGGCUGCCGCAAAUGGUACCACGGCUCGUGCGUAGGCGUUCCCCCAACCUACUCAGGGGAGUGGCUGUGCAAAGUGUGCACAGAUCAUCAGAAUGCCACAGACCACGCCACCAAUGACAUACGAUCAAAGGAAAGCUUUCAGCUGCAAACGUAUCUCUCUGUGUAUCUGAAGGGAACACACACCGAUGCAACGGUGGUGGACCAGAAUUCGCGCAACGCACGCAAUUUCUACCACGCACAGUGGGUAGUUGCGGUGAAGAAGGAUUCCGCUCUCCUGGAGAAGUUCACCCGGGCCGAAAUGGAAUUCCUUACUGAAUCUGUCAAGCGUCGCAAUGAACUAUGUACUGUUUGGUCCACAAAGAGCGCUCCAGACGAAAUAACAACGAACGAGAGUCCCCUCAAUCGAUAUCUGGCGUUGAGGGCGGUGCGAUGUCUGUCGGAUGUGUCGAGUUUGUCCCUGUACCGUUAUACUGAAUUGAUUAUACGUAGAGUGCUGAACGAGUGCCUGGGAAGCACCAUUAUAAUGCGCUCCAAGGCUAUGAAGCAGUUGAAUGGCAUUAUCACGGCGGAUCCCGAGCUAUUGGAGACCAAGGCUGUUGCUGACACUGUGAUGGGCAGAUUACGCGACAAACAGCCCUCCGUAAGAGAAGCCGCUGUAGAACUGGUCGGGCGUUUUAUGAUAUCCAACCCAGAAUACACCAACAGAUACUAUCCUGAGGUCAUCACACGACUAGAGGACACCGGUAAAAGUGUGCGCAAAACUGUCAUCAAAAUUCUGAGCGAGGUUUGUGAGGCUCAGCCGAAUAACCCAGAGAUCCCGGCUAUCUGCACGUCUAUGCUGCGCCGAGUGAGUGACGAAUCUGACAACAUUCGACAACUGGUUCAGAGGACAUUUGAGAAGAUAUGGUUUUCACCACUGCCAAAGGCUAAGGAGGGUUCCAGUGCCUUCGAAGUAGAGCGAGAACGCCGCGUGAGCUUGAUCAAAGGGGUGGUCAGAUCAAUACGUGUGAACAACAGUUCCUCCGAGUGGAUGUACGACCUAGUCAAGAACGCGGCUGACAAUGACACCGAUGAUGACAUUCUGCAUCUCUAUCAAGCCCUGAUACACUGUUUAAAGGAGCGCGUGUUGGAGGUGGAGGCAAAGAUAGCGUCAGCAGCGCCCGAUACGAAGAAGUUACUGAACGACGAUCUAUUGGAUACGCUGCUGACCAUGCUGCUGUUCACCCAGGCCAUUCCCUCCAUCAUCGUUCCCCACAUGCCAGUACUGAGUGUGUACUUGGACGAGAUACCAGAGCGGGUUCUGGUAAUACACAACGUGUGCCUGCUGUUGGAAAUGGGCUACAAUGUGCUAGACUCUCCCGACUCAAAGCUUGUGGCAUCCGACGAGGCCAAACUGAGAGAAUUGCUCAUCAACAAGCCAUGGAUGGCCCACACCCAGCUAAUUUUGACAAGUGCCUCCAAAUGUCUAUGUACUGUGACCGCUUUGGUGACGAAGAACUACACGAGCUUGGUAGAUACUGUCCGCAAAUUCUACGCCUUCGUGAAGAAACAACAAAUUAUGUGCGAAAAGACCAAAAAAAUAGAUCCGCGGGCGGUAUCUACUUUGAACAGAGCCAUGUUUAUCCUUGGCAUGCUGGUUCGGUUCUUCGAUUUUGAUGGACCUGAAAUCAUUGAACAAUAUAUGUCACAGGCCGAGCCUGUCGCACCGACUAUCCUGUGCCCGGGAAAGGCUAAGGACUCAGUCUUCGACGUUCUAAUGUUCUUCGCCUCUGGCCAAACUCAAGUUCGCGCAACAAGCCUCAACGCUUUAGGCAGCGUAUUUGUGCGUUAUCCAGCACUAAUGGCCAAACAGGUCACGGAGCAACUGUACGCAAAGUAUCUGGACACCACACUUGCGGGUGAUCUGGAUGCACGCGUGUUGCAGAAUCUCAAGCUGGUACUAGAGGAGGAGGAGCAACGCUUACAUGCGCUAAAUGCUACAGGCCAAACUAGCGAGGAGGGUGGUGAUGUGAUGGGAGCUUACAUGGACGGCGACGCGACGGCCCUUACCGGCGCGUUACAGGCCUUGCUACCGAAUGUACUCAACACAUUCUUCUCGCCCGUGCCCAAGACCCGUCUUGUGGCACUGCACGUCGUUGGACUGUGUCUUAGACAAGGACUGGUACAUCCAAUGAAGUGUAUAGCGCAUAUCAUAGCUUUAGAAGCGGACAGCGAGAAGAUGAUUCAAAGCAAAUCACAGGAACUGCUCAAAGAUCAGAUGGACAAACAUAAGGGAUUCGUCAUCCCAUCCAUCUCCGAUGGUGUUAGGCACUCUUACCGCAUGCGGUGUACCCUCAACAACACCAAGGAUGUGCGUGGCUAUAUAAAGGAUGGCAAGCAACAGUUCAGUACCAUGACGCGGACAUACGCUCUGGUGACCGCCAGCGGUGUUGCCAACAGACGUGCCAUGAUCCGCGAAAUGCUGAGGGUAUUUGACGAUAAUAUCUUGAUAUUGUCUGAAGAUUACUCGCUUACUAAUAGCCAACCCCAGACCAAGACCAAGCCGCGAAUACUUGAUACCACCGAACACACCAUCGAGCACAACACCAUGCAGUACCUGAUGUAUCUCGGGGAGACCAUCACAUACCUUCCGUUCACCCACGAAGAUGAACCCUUGGCUGUGUGGCGUGCCAUGGAGGAUAUAGUGUCUGUGCGUUUACACUACGCUGUCAGGACCGUCAAGCACGUGUUGGGCAUUGGGUCGAAGCCCGAGUCUGCGCCGAAGUCAGGCCGCGAACGGGCGGCUGAUGUUUCAUCAGGUGACACACAGUGGCGAGACGACAAUAGCACACCACACGAGGAACACGAACAGCUGCAUGCGCACGAACAAUCACCACAACACGUGGAGACACACACCGCCAACGACCACACCGACGAUCACUUGGAGAUCGACUCUCUGGCACUCUCUGCAGAGGAGUUUGCGCAGGCGUUGGGAGUGGAUCCAGUGAGACUGGGGGUAAGCCUGGGUGCGGAUGCGGAUGCGGAUGCGGAUGCGGAUGCGGAUGCGGAUGCGGAUGCGGAUGCGGAUGCGGAUAGUAAGGAUGCAAAUGAACAAUUGACGAUGAAUGGUAGUACAAAGACCGGCACGCCCGACACGAGAAAAGCGAAUGGCGAUGGAUUUGCUAUGCCUGCGCCUAUUGCACCCCAAACCACUUUAGUUGACGAGACUCCCGUGAGCGAUCGCGUGCGACACCUGGCUCGUUUAUGCGGACCGCUUGUGCAGCUAUGUAUACUUUACCAUACACAGGAAGCAUUACAACUCUCGUACAUACUCUCGGGAGAAGGAUAUGUCCGCCGGUCCACCCUACCCAGAGAUAGAAUGCAGAAUAAGAAACAGGACAAAGUGCCCGAAAAGACUCUUGUGGUGCGUACACCUUUCAGCGAGACAGAAAAGGGUGUGCGAGCAAUUAUGGGAGAUGUCGCGGGCGCGGGAGUGAGCACCGAUGUUAAGCACCUGUGGAAAUGGUACUCCCGCUUCCAGGAUGUAGUAGCUGCAUGCUCAGUAACGCGCGAUCCAGUCUCCAUCUCCAGCGAUAGCGAACUCGAAAACGAAUACGCACUCGCAGGAAAUGCACCCAACAAUUUUACUAAGCACGGUGUAGAUACAGACGUACAUGAACACCCGAAUACACCCAAGCAGCACAGCACACACGCAUCCCGAAGGAACAGUCAGACUAAGUCACAGGGACGAAGCGGUGGGAGCCGUAAUAGUACUGACCGCAAACGCAGUGGGGGACAACCACUGGUCAGAAGGAGGUCAACCCGUGAGCAUUCAGACACAAACUACGGAGAGGAGCAUGAUCUGACAGGUUCUGAAGAGGACUCCGGAGACUCGUAUAGCCCAACACAAAGCGGCAGACGACGAAGUAAACUCACUCCUGCACGUAGACGAUCGAGAUCGCGAGAUGACAGUCCUGACUACCACCCAAAUGCUCACUAGCCAUAUAGCCUCGUAUGUGCAAUUGAAAGGACGCGCAUUGUAUUUUCUCGUAUUGAUGCUAAGAAUAUAUCAUUAGUCCGGAUUUAGAUCAAUCUGGGACGGCAGAGAUACCGGAUUGGGGAUGUAGUGGUGAAUCAUAUUAGCGCGCUGUGGUUAUCUUAAGUCGCUAUCCUUCCGUAAGCAUCCCGUUUGCAAUGGCCACUUUCCAUGCCGAUGUAUAUCAUUUCAAAGUGUCCGCAAUUGAAUUCAAACCGUCUCAAAAAUUGUUCAGUAACUGACGUUACUGAGUGUGUGACAACACCCACGCGAACUAUGAGCGAGGAAUCCGGCUUGUUGCUGUUCGUAUAGUAUUCGCAAUCAAAUAUUAUGGGCCCCGCAUGGCAAGCCCUCAAUAUGGGUUCUAAGGCACCUGUUCACUCGCAAGAGCUUUACUAUUACUUACAUACAAGUUAUUGAUUUCAGAGGCCAGCCACUUACAAUGGUGGCAUUGUAGACUCGAUGGAUCUCUGGUUGAGCGAGAGAUGCCCGCUCACCUUUGCUUGACACUUCAACAUGCCACUCCGUUUGAUCAGUACAUAGAAGCGUGCUUCUGCUAAGUUGAAUGUGUAUACCUACAUUGCAGGUAGCAGCACGUAUCCUGAGAAUUGCACAAUGCAACAAAUAUGAACACGGCGCCACUUGAUAUCCACCGUCGCAACCAGAAAUUUAUCAGAAUAUUUGAGAGCUAAUAUUUCAGUUCUAGUCUAUCAGUUCCGGACAUGUACGGUUCGGCAUUGAGUGAAGGCCUCAUAUUAAGUGUCAGUGUGGAAUACAUGCCAAUAUGUGCGUUUCGAAUGGCCAACCACAUUUUCACCUUUCCGACUUACUGCCAUUGUGCUGCUGAUUGGCAUCAUAAGCUUAUAGACCGAUUUGUAAUCGCCAAUAAAGCGCCGCUGCUCAAAAUCGAUCGUGACUCGCAUACUCUGAUUGUUCUUAGAGACUGCACAAUUCGUUUUUAAAUUGAUAUGCUGUCUACUCUUCUGUUAUUAUAGUGUAUUUGAGAUAACACUUCAAGGAAUUGACGUUUCGAUUAUUGUUACAUUCAUCCAUCAACUGUGACUUUCUCGUGGCAAUCUACAUACCUUUUUACCGUUUUGCUCAAAGUUGUUUAGUGUUGCCGUUCCCCACAGAAUACUUUGUGGACCAUAACCAGGCGGGUGAGUAACACAGGUUAGGAGAGACCUGGACUUGUUUCAAUGGUUUACGAGAAUAAUUCUAAUUUCGACCAUCACUUCCUCGCAGGUUCCAGGAAAUACUAUUUUCACAGUCACCUUUCACUUAUUUGCCUAUAUUUACAUCUCGCUUAGCUCGGAAGUGCGAGCGCUCCGGUUGAUGUAGAUUGUUCAAUGCACACUUCAGUUUCGACGAUUCCAUUUUUUUACUAGUAGCGAUGAUUUAUAAGCGCUAGGACUACGAUCGGUUUCGCUGAUAGGGACAUAUGCCAAGUUAGCUCAAAAUCGUCAAAAUACUACAAAUCAGUUGCGUUGUGUAGUAAUGCAUCUUGUAUGAAUUGGAAAUCUGUUUCGCCGGCGUAGAGUGCCCAGGAUCUACAUUGGAUAAUAAACAUUGAUUUGUCCGAUCAUAAUCGUUUCUCGAUACGAACGUGCGAGAAUACGUUAUGUUACACUUAGAAUCGGUCGAGAAUGGUCAC
This is a messenger RNA of Sphaeroforma arctica JP610, 6263 nucleotides long. RefSeq lists its product as hypothetical. Gene Ontology annotation, cellular component: Scc2-Scc4 cohesin loading complex. Gene Ontology annotation, molecular function: chromatin binding. The transcript has 28 exons. Lineage: Eukaryota; Ichthyosporea; Ichthyophonida. The coding region runs from base 35 to 4573 and encodes 1512 amino acids. Gene Ontology annotation, biological process: replication-born double-strand break repair via sister chromatid exchange; establishment of protein localization to chromatin; establishment of mitotic sister chromatid cohesion. The record is from RefSeq and is a predicted model, not a curated record.